Molecule: messenger RNA, 771 nt
Organism: Juglans microcarpa x Juglans regia
Lineage: Eukaryota; Viridiplantae; Streptophyta; Magnoliopsida; Fagales; Juglandaceae
Exons: 1
Coding region: 1-771 (256 amino acids)
Source: RefSeq, a predicted model, not a curated record
AUGGAGAAGAAGAUGGACACCCCAUCAACCGUAGACCAGCUACUCGUCAGCUCCGACCUCCCGUACAACGCGGAAGUCAUGGCUGUACCGCUUCCCCCUAAGUUCAAAGUCCCCCAGAUGGAAGCACACGACGGAUCCAAAGACCCGUUGGAGCACUUGGAAACCUUCAAGACCCACAUGACCUUGCACGGUUUCCCAGGAGAAGUCGUCUACCGAGCCUUCCCACUAGCUCUGAAGGGAGUCGCCCGGACCUGGUUCGGGUCAUUAUCAUCAGGAUCAAUAGGAAGCUUUGAGGAGCACGCCUGCCUCUUCAUGGUGCAAUUCCUGGCUAGUCGUAAAAGGAGGCACCAGGCAACUUACCUCCUUACUGUUAAACAGCAAGACGACGAGGGUCUGAAGUCAUAUCUCUCGCGGUUCAACCGGGAGUGCAUGACCAUAGACAACCAAGACGAGAAGAUCACGUUGGUAGCACUCCUGGGAGGAAUCUGGCCACUAAAUCCGUUUAUGUCUGUGAUAGCACGAAAGACUCCUACCACUCUAAGGGAGUUCAUGGACCGAGCGGAUGGGUUCAUUAACGCUGAAGACACCUUCGAGGCCCUGACUGCCCAGCGAAAAUCAGAGGUAGAGCGGGCCGGCCUAAAGCCAUCAAGGCAGCGACCCAACCGCGAUCGAAGAGGGGAAAGGAGGGGAGCGUCGAACGUGAAGAAAAAGAGAGAAGCACCAGCUCGGCCCCAAGAAGGGGGGCACACCCACACAAACUUGGCAGUAUAA